Messenger RNA from Cynocephalus volans (Philippine flying lemur), 276 nucleotides. It is a transcript of the gene SMIM9, whose product is annotated as small integral membrane protein 9. Lineage: Eukaryota; Metazoa; Chordata; Mammalia; Dermoptera; Cynocephalidae. The transcript is spliced from 2 exons. The record is from RefSeq and is a predicted model, not a curated record. The coding region runs from base 1 to 276 and encodes 91 amino acids.
AUGGAGUUCCAGAAGCUUCUGAGCAUUGGAUUUCUGCUGUGCUCUCUGACAUGCCUCUCGUUGGAGGUGGUGGUAUCUUCUCCUUCACCUUUAUCUGCCUUUGAAAUACAAGAAAAGGCAGGACUGAAACCACGCUCAGGGGGAAAGCCUAGGUCCUGGCUGAGCAACUUCAGCAGUUACUUGCAGCAUCUGAUCAAGACCUUCGUACCUCCAGCAGCCAUUUUUGCUUUUUUUGUCCCCGCAGCACUAGCAGGGAUCCUCUGCGGCCUCAUGUAA